AUUUGAUUUCUGAAGACUGGAAUUUUAUAUUUGGAAUUUUGGAAUUAGUUUUUACUCAUUUACUGUGUUGUACUGUUGUCAGUUUAGUAAGUUUAGUUGUUUAGUGCCAUUGACUUUCGAUGCCACGACUGGCGAUUGCCGAAGAGGGCAUUAUUUUAAUAUUCUUAAUAUCAAUAUAUUGCCCAGAAAUGUAUAUCGUACACGACUCUUAUUAAUGUUUCGAUAAAAAAAAAGAGAGAAAUUAAAAAAAAAAAUUGGCUUCUUCAUUUAUUUUUUGUUAAGACACGGUUUCUUUGAGUUGAGUUGAAUUGUUGUUAAUAACUGUUGUUCUCAUUAAGUACUUCAAACUUGAAAAAAAAGAACACUAUUCCGGUGACAAUUAUGGCUGUUUCCACGGGCAUGUCAUUUCUUAUAUCAACAUUACUAGCAUUGUCACUGUUCUCAGUCAUGCAGCUCAACAGCAAAUGGUUGACGUCUAGUUCAGUGUUGGUCAUAGGUACUGGUUUUCUUGGCUCAGUGUUGUUUACACUGUCCUUAACUGCUGUAAGCAAUCUAAUGACAUUACUAUUGGGAGAAGGAUAUCAAGCUAGUUUAUUUCCAGAAAUUAUAUUGUCAUUAUUGUUCACUUUUUUCACAUGUGUCUCUAUCCACAGAGUAUGUGCUACAACUGGUCUGCUAUUUUCUUUAUUCGCCCUUUACAAUAUUUAUAAUGUUUCUCAAAAGACAUACAAUUCCAGUUCAUUGCUCAAACAGCCCAUUGUACAGAACAAAAAGAAGAAACAUUAAAUACAAAUGUGUUUGUAACUUGUUCAUAAUGUACUGAACAAUUGAUUUUUUAUACCUAUUUAUUUUUCAUUGUCAUUCCUUGAAUUAAAAAGAUUAAUAUAAAUUAUUUGUAU
Molecule: messenger RNA, 899 nt
Organism: Diuraphis noxia (Russian wheat aphid)
Lineage: Eukaryota; Metazoa; Arthropoda; Insecta; Hemiptera; Aphididae
Product: protein KRTCAP2 homolog
Biological process (GO): protein N-linked glycosylation
Source: RefSeq, a predicted model, not a curated record